Molecule: messenger RNA, 840 nt
Organism: Coniophora puteana RWD-64-598 SS2
Lineage: Eukaryota; Fungi; Basidiomycota; Agaricomycetes; Boletales; Coniophoraceae
Exons: 1
Coding region: 1-840 (279 amino acids)
Source: RefSeq, a predicted model, not a curated record
AUGCCGUACGGAAACAAUCACGUUGCCUGCUCGGUGGACCUCCCAGCUGUAGGACAUCUGCGAACUCCGGUGGAUUGGUCAAAGUCCCAGAACGACACCUACCUCACGCUUGUGUCCAACGAUAAGCACGAUUAUUCUCGCCAGAACUUGGAAAGUACGGGUGCCGUUCUCGAGGCCUCAGUGGACGAUUCUGUGGGAUCCACAUCCUCUGCCCCUGCUUGUGACUUGCCUCUCGUCUCAAUCGCCCCGUCGAUGGUAGCACCAGUGAACGUUCCAGGAUCCAACGAUUUUAUUUCCCUCAAGCGCGCUUGCGAGACAGAUGCAGGUCCCAAUAUGCCCCGGAAAUGCGCGAAAUGCAAGGCUCCGGGUCUUACUACAAAGUCAAACACCAAGACUGUGUCUAAACAGAAAGACAGCGGUGGAGAUGGAGAGUAUCGCGAUGAUAAAGGCGAUGAGCAUUACAAAACCGAGUCAUCUAACGACAGCCAGUCUGACAAUCACAAUGCCAAGAAACUCUUCACAGCUAAACCCGAAAAACAUAUCCGCAAAGAGACGCUGGUACCACAUUUGUGUCAGUACUGCGGCAAACCAUACUCGAGGGGAUACGAUACAAAACGACACGAAGGGAGCUGCCCGCUUAGCACAGGGACUCGGAAUAUAUACGUCUGCGAGAUGUGCGUGUCAAAUCUGGACCCCUCAAUAAGAUCACGAGGGCAGCUACGCCGGGCCGAUUUGUUCAUAAGGCACAUGCGGGUACAACAUGGCGAGAAUUGGGAUGCCGGUAUGGUCGAUACGAGAUUGACUCUGCUUCCCCCUGACUCAAACGGAUCAACUGGUUGA